AUGCUUCGUUCAGAUGAUGAAAGGGCGUUAAAGAUACUGCGUCGUUGGACAAAUUGUCAGCGUACUUCUGAAGUCAAUAUUGAUCUCCUACUUCAGCUUCGACAGCUUGCUCCAAUCCAACAAAGGGAAGUCCUCAGGGAGCUAAAGCGUCCAAGGAGCUGGAUCCACAAAAUUAAUCAAAACUCAGUUGUCACAUCAGUCAUUAUCUGUACCCUUGAUUAUCAAUGCACCUUUGAGCUGAAUGCUCUUUUGGAUUGUGGAGCCACUGGCUGUUACAUUGAUGAAGGAUUUGUACGAGCAAAAGGUCUCAAUCUUGAACCACUCCCUCGACCCAUCCCAGUCUAUAAUGCGGAUGGCUCGCAUAAUGAAGGAGGUCCAAUUCGAUCGGUGGCAAAGAUGCAUCUUCAAAUACAAGACCAUGUCAAAGUUUUUAACUUUGCAGUAACAAACACCGGC
Molecule: messenger RNA, 456 nt
Organism: Suillus plorans
Lineage: Eukaryota; Fungi; Basidiomycota; Agaricomycetes; Boletales; Suillaceae
Exons: 1
Source: RefSeq, a predicted model, not a curated record